AAAUUUUUAUAAUAUUUUUAUAUUUGUAAGUCUUCAUCUUUUUACGCUUGCCUCAUAGAAAAAGUAAUUAGUGACUUGUCAAAGCAAUCAUAUGUUUCACUAAUUAGUGAUGUCAGUGUUUGUUUAUUAUUUACAACUUUAGCAUUAGUCGCAAGUUAUUAAGCUGAAACAUAAUGAAUGUCCCUGGAACCACUGGGGAAUCUUCGUGUAAACGACAAGAAAAUGGCGACGGCCCUGUGGAACCAGAUCGCCCACUAAAGAAAGCUCGUUUUGCUUGGCAAGUAAAAGGAAAAUAUCACUUAAAGAACGAAACUUGCGAAUCAAAUACUACGAAUACCAUGAAAGAUAGUGCCCAUAGUAGUAGUUCAUCACAAAGUCCUCAAGAACAAAAAGACUUAGUCGGAAACACAGAACAAAAUCUUGAAAUACUAGGAGACUACUUACUUAAGCAGGAUUUCAAUACACUUGAUGCCAUAACAGACUCAGAUAAAAUUGUUCUUCCUAGUACAUCUAGUGAAAAGCUGCAAUAUCCAAGAUAUGUUAGUUCCUUUGAAAGUUCUUCCAGUAAAGACAAUAGAAGUAGUGAUGAUGAAAACUCAGCAACACCCAUUUCAUUGUUACAUUCCAAUAGUUAUAGUGAAGAUCAGUGUAUUGCUCGAUGGCAAGCAAGACAAAUGGCCAAAUGUUUUGUGGAUAAUACAAUAAAUCGUGUUUUGGAUAACUGGAUGAUUGCACCCUUACCUGCAGAAGUAGAUAACAACCGAUUUUUAGCAUUAGAUGUUGCUGAAUUUAUUAAUAAUCUCCCAGGAGAUAACACUAUUGAAAAUGAAGGUAUACUUAUGGCAAUAUCAGCCCAUGGACUUCAAAAUACAAGCACAAGUAGCAAUCAAGAAGGAGAGAAAAAACAAUCAAGUAAUAAGGAUAUGUUUAAUACACCACCUUGUAGUCCUGUGCCAUCUGAAGACUUCACAACAAAUAGUAAUAAUAACAAUGACCCUAGCUCCUCUAGUGAACUGGAUAUGUCAUGGUCGUAUGAUGAUGAAGCAAAACCUCAUGAAUCUAAUGAUAUGCAGUUUUCAUACUUUCCAAGUCAUUCAAGUUCUUAUAAAUAUUAUGGAGAAAAUGAACUUGAUAGUUCAACAAUAAAUAAUGACGAAAAUACUUUAAACUGUGAUAAUGUUAUGGAUAAUUAUGAUUUUCUAGAUACUGCUGUUACAUUUGCAAUUCAAAAUAAAGGGCUGGCAUCUUUUGGCUCUGAAUAUGGGUAAUACUAAAUGGAUCAGAGAUCCUAAAGUAUUAAAAAAUAAAUUACUACUUAAGAUUAUAUUUUAUAAAAUUGUAUUAUGUAUUUUAAAACCUAAACUGCCAUAAGAACUAUUUGUUACCUAUAAAGUAUAAUAAUUGUAUGCAACUUAAAUCUAAGGAAAUGCACAGUUUGCAUAAAUUUAGGUGUGAUAGACUAAUUUUGUAUACUAAUUCUUUUAUUGGGAGCAUUAUUUCAUGCUUAUUCUGAUAAAGAGUUAUCUAUAGUUAUGAAAUAGUAAGAAACUAUAUUAUUAAUUAUGUUUAAUUAUUUAUUGAGAUCUGAAAAUUCUGAUUAUUUUUAGUAAAUAUUUUGGUGCUUUUUACAAUGUAUCAUCAGACUUUUGCUGAAAUUAGUUUUUAAUUUAAGUUUUCUCCUCAACAUGCUAUAUGUUCUAGUAGUUUAUAAGUGAGCUAAUAGAAUGCAGUUUGUAAUUAUAUUUACAGGCAUUCAAAAAUAUUGGUUGGCUUCUGACACAAUAGUGAUAAUACAUUCUAACUCCUGUGUUGUAAAAAUAGAAAGUACAAAACUAAUAAAUCCAUAUUUCUGUCAGAGAUGCUAAUUCUGACAUGCAACUUUAAAAGUCUUAUUCACAGUUGGCAUUCACUAUUAUUCCAAUUGAGUAUUGAAUUAAUUCCUCUUCUGCCCUUCAAAUUUAAAUUAUAGAUUUCGAUAUUAGUGUAAUUUGGUAAUGUCAGAAUUAGCACCAUUGCAUUAAAAGGACAAAUUCUACAAUAAGUUUACGUAUAAGCUAUAGGUCUGUUUACUAAAAUAAAAGGAUUAUAGCAGACUGAUUCAAUA
Messenger RNA from Pieris brassicae (large cabbage white), 2104 nucleotides. RefSeq lists its product as uncharacterized. NCBI's taxonomy places the organism in Eukaryota, Metazoa, Arthropoda, Insecta, Lepidoptera, Pieridae. The transcript is spliced from 2 exons. The coding region runs from base 174 to 1268 and encodes 364 amino acids. The record is from RefSeq and is a predicted model, not a curated record.